Candidula unifasciata is the source of this 2568-nucleotide messenger RNA. The record is from the annotation of a GenBank genome assembly. Lineage: Eukaryota; Metazoa; Mollusca; Gastropoda; Stylommatophora; Geomitridae.
AUGUCGGAAAUGAAAAGAGUUGAAUUAACCACUGUGUCGUCGUCUCAAAAGCAGAAAAAAGUGAAAUGGAAGCAAAGUACUUAUCGCUUUAUCCUGACCCUGGGAGAGUCGAACGCCGAAAACAUGUCCGGAGUACUCCCAUUGAAUGGAACCCCAUUUGAUGAGCCAGACGAGGACAAAGAGGUGGCAGCUAUUGCCCAAAGAUUUGAAGCCAAAUAUGGACCAAAGGGCCUCAUCUCUGGCAAGAGGAAGAGAACACAAGAGAUGGACGACUACUACGAUCCAGGAGAGGGUUAUGAUGAAGACGACCCGUUUAUUGACAACACAGAAGCUGUAAGUGUAAAAUUUGUUCCGUCGCAUCCUGACCACACAGCACGGCGUUUCUACAUCAACCAGGGCAAACUGGAUUUCAAGUACUUGGAUGAGGAUUCCUCGGAUGCCUUCGCUAAUGUGCAGGAAGUGAAGAAACCCAAGAAGAAGCGAGUAUUGGAUUCUGACAGUGAGGAAGAAACGGGAGCUGCCAUUGCAAAGAAGUUCAAGGCCAUGAAAGCUAUGAAGAGGAAAAAGCAGUUAGAAAGUAAAAGUGGCGAGAAACAAAGAAAGAAACACUCCGGACUUGAGGACGGAGACAAGAUUUUCAAGAAGAAAAAACUGAAGAACUUGGACAAGUUAAAACUACAGAAGUCAACACCUGAUUCUGUAGCUCAGCAAGAAGCAGUCACUCCGCCAGUUCCAUCUCCUAACGUGACCACACCUUCACCUUCUGUGAUGGUUUCCUCUCCGUUUGCCCCCACCAACAAAAGCAUUGUACCACCACUGGCGAAUCAUAUCAUAGACGGAGUUCAAGGGAUGCCAGACACAGUACAGGAAGCCAAGGAAAAUAAAGAAAAGAAGCUGCGAUUCUUCUCUGAUGGAGUCAACAAGCUUCUCUUGGAUAUUGAACUCGGGUCUCGUAACUUGCCAUGGGGAAGUCGGACAGCCAUAUACGGUCACCUGGGGGAGCACUUACCUUGUGGAAAGAAUGCUCUUCAGCGACGGGCGAAAAAACUCAGGGAAUCCCAGCAGGAGGGACAACUCAAGCUACCCAUGCAGAAACUCAAAGAAGCUGUCAUGAAGGUGAUGCCAGGCCUGGAGGAGCAGCACGAGUUGGAGGUGCAGAGAGCUAAAAAUGAAUCUGAGCUUAAGGAAGGCGUAGCAGACGUGAAGGAGGAAGCUUCUACAGAAAGUGAAGAAGAGGAAAAAACUGAGAACAAAAAGAAACCUAGAGGGCCAAGACGGAAAUUUCAGUGGACUUCAGAAAUUAGGGAUUUGUUACUAGACAUUGUAUCAACAAAGAUGAAGCUCUUCAGCACAAGCAAAUCACGAAAUCAAACUGCCGAGGAGUAUCUGAAAGCAUUUUUGGAUUCAGAAAUAAAACCUAUAUGGCCACAAGGAUGGAUACAGACACGGAUGCUGUUCAAGGAGAGCAAGAAAGCUCACGAAGAUCUCACCAAGGGAUCAUUGCAGCCUCCUCAGCAGAAAUCUACAGCGCCGCAGCAGAUGGCUAACUCGCAGCAGCACAAACAUCCUCAGGAACUACCAAAGGUAGCCAAUCAGCAGCAAAACAAGGCAGCAAUGAGAUCUUCCACUUUGGUUGGGAGCUUGCAUAAUUCAACUGGGGCCCAUGUUAACUCCGUCGUGCCUGCCACUAAAUCCAUUAAUCCUUUUGUUGCCGUGCACCGCAUUCCAGAGACAGCUACUCAAAAACUUUCACUGGGUGGUAAAAGCAGCAGUUCAUCCUUGCAGCAAAACCAAACAGUUAUGCCUCUUAUCCAGCAGCAGGAGAAGACACUCAAUAAUUCUAAUGUUGGGCUGAAACCAAAUCAGCCUGCCAGAAAACUGCAGCAAUCAGAGACAAAUGCUUUUAGUGGUGCAACAUCUUCAGACAUCCCUCAAGCAAAAAAACUGGUAACUUCAUCACAGAACUCUGUGUCUUCCAGACUUGACUCUCAGACUAAAACUGUUGUACAUCAACCUACUGGUCCACACAAAAACAGUCAGCCUCCCAGCCCACAUUCCAAAUCAGGAAUUAUGGGAGGUACUUCCUGUAUUCCAACGCAGAACACUUCUGCCAAUUCAGGGCUAAAGUUGAAUCAACAAAAUCAGCAUAUAAAACCAUCUACUGGUUUACUUUUAGGUUCGCAGUCGAACUCUAGAGGAAAUGCAAAUAUUCCUAACAUGAGUGCCCAGAGUCAGCCUACAGGAGGCAUCAGGCAGCAUUCGCCUCCGGCAAAUUUACUGGGGUUUUCUGAUAAGCCCGCUGCUGGACCAGUAUCACCUCCAAUAGUUCUGUUAGAUAUCAGUUCCUCCCCAUCGAUGUCGAGAAGCAACACCCCAUCGCCGCAGAAGUCGCCUGUGUCUCCUCCAGGUAAUGCAGCCCUGUCCCUUUACGAGCAGAUCAAGUCCCAGAUCUGGCACCAGGAAGCAAUGGAGGACCAGGCUUUGAAAAAUCUUGCCUUGGCUUUAAACUGUGGCGGAUCAGAUGCUUCCAGGAUGUAUGGUAAGUGUUCAGAACUUCAUCAUUUUUAA